CUAUUUCUCAAUUUGUGGCCAAGAAACCACUCAAGACUCCAUUUUUCCUCACCAAAAUAUCAUAGCAUAUCUCCCAUGGCCCUCCAGGCUGCUGCCCUUCUCCCUGCUUUGUCCAUUCCCAAAGAGGGGAAAACCAGUGCAACUCUCAAGGAUUCAAGCUUGUUUGGAGUCUCUCUGUUGGACCACUCUAAACCUGAUUUCAGCUCCUCUGCUCUUAAAAUCAAGGGGGCAAGAAAGGUAUCCAAUGGGGUUGUGAAAGCUGAGACAAUGGUGGCAACUCCGGGUGUCACCGGAGCCCAAGUUUCCGGCAAGAAAACGCUGAGAAAGGGCACUGUUGUGGUCACCGGCGCAUCUUCCGGGUUAGGGCUGGCGACGGCGAAAGCGCUGGCGGAGACCGGAAAAUGGCACGUGAUUAUGGCCUGCCGGGACUUCUUGAAGGCGGAGAGAGCGGCAAAAUCAGUGGGCAUGCGCAAGGAGGAUUUCACCAUAAUGCAUUUGGACCUUGCUUCCCUCGACAGCGUCCGGCAAUUCGUCGACAACUUCCGGCGCUCCGGCCGCCCCCUUGAUGUUCUGGUCUGCAAUGCCGCUGUCUACUUGCCCACUGCUAAAGAACCCACUUUUACAGCUGAAGGGUUUGAGUUGAGUGUGGGCACUAACCAUCUUGGCCACUUUUUGCUUUCAAGAUUGCUUCUUGAUGAUCUGAAACAAUCUGAUUACCCUUCCAAGAGACUCAUCAUUGUUGGCUCAAUCACAGGGAAUACAAAUACGUUGGCCGGAAAUGUACCACCGAAGGCACACCUGGGGGACAUGAGGGGUCUAGCCGGAGGACUGAGCGGGCACCACAGCUCGGCCAUGAUCGACGGCGGGGCGUUCGACGGCGCGAAGGCGUACAAGGACAGCAAGGUGUGCAACAUGCUGACAAUGCAAGAAUUCCACCGGCGUUUCCACGAGGACACCGGCAUCACCUUCGCCUCCCUGUACCCGGGCUGCAUCGCCACCACGGGGCUGUUCCGGGAGCACAUCCCCUUGUUCCGCCUGCUCUUCCCGCCGUUCCAGAGGUUCAUCACGAAAGGAUUCGUGUCGGAGGACGAGGCCGGAAAGCGGCUGGCGCAGGUGGUCAGCGACCCCAGCUUGACCAAGUCCGGCGUCUACUGGAGCUGGAACAAAGACUCGGCUUCUUUCGAGAACCAGCUGUCUCAAGAAGCCAGUGAUGCCGACAAGGCUCGCAAGGUGUGGGACCUCAGCGAGAAACUCGUCGGCUUGGCUUAAGCGGCUCAUUCCAUUUCCCCCCAUUCCAUUUUUUCCAUAUGAGUGAGAUUGUAACAUGCCAUUGCCCACUAGCUUGUAAAAUUGAAAAUGACCCCCCAAAAAAAAUCUUGUAGAAUUCAAGAAUUUGUCAAUAAAAUCACUUGUCAUUCCUUCU
Molecule: messenger RNA, 1423 nt
Organism: Ipomoea nil (Japanese morning glory)
Lineage: Eukaryota; Viridiplantae; Streptophyta; Magnoliopsida; Solanales; Convolvulaceae
Product: protochlorophyllide reductase-like
Exons: 4
Coding region: 76-1269 (397 amino acids)
Molecular function (GO): protochlorophyllide reductase activity
Source: RefSeq, a predicted model, not a curated record